Molecule: messenger RNA, 3047 nt
Organism: Scomber japonicus (chub mackerel)
Lineage: Eukaryota; Metazoa; Chordata; Actinopteri; Scombriformes; Scombridae
Gene: cep97
Product: centrosomal protein 97
Exons: 11
Coding region: 77-2395 (772 amino acids)
Molecular function (GO): protein binding
Source: RefSeq, a predicted model, not a curated record
GACGCGUCUUGUAUUCACAGUCGAGUCUGCAAGCUAGUAGAGUUGGGUAAGGUUAGGUGUUGUCUGAGGCGGCAGGAUGGGCGUAUCAGAUUUACACUUUGAUACAAAUGGAGGACCUGUGGUUGAUCUUUCAGCCCGGGGUAUGCAAAAGCUGGAUCCCAGUUUCAUGUGCUCUGAGGACACUCACACUCUCAUCCUGGACCGUAACCACAUCAUGAAACUGGACCAUCUCGAAAGGAGCCCAGGCCUCCAGCAGCUUUCUGUAGCCAAUAACCGUCUGGUGAGAAUGAUGGGCGUGUCUCGGCUAACGGAGUUGAAAGUCCUCAAUCUUCCCAAUAACAGUAUUGGUUACAUUGAGGGGCUAAGAGAUCUUCCAAACCUUAAAUGGCUUAACUUGUCUGGAAACAAUAUUAAGGUCAUUGAGCAGCUCAACAACUGUGUUUCCCUUCAACACCUGGAUUUGUCUGAUAACAACAUAUCUAGUAUCGGUGAUCUGACUAAACUGGUGGCUUUAAAGACGCUUUUACUUCAUGGGAACAGCAUUACAACACUUCGUACAGUUCCUGCGCACCUACCCCCUCACCUAUCCAUUCUCUCCCUGGCAGAAAAUGAGAUAAGGGAUCUCAAUGAAGUGUCAUACCUGGCACCUCUCCAUGAACUGGAGCAGCUGUCGAUUAUGAGCAACCCCUCUGUUAUGGCAACUCCCUCAUUGCCAGGGUUUGACUAUCGGCCAUAUAUAAUGAGUUGGUGUCUGAGCCUGAAGGUCCUGGAUGGCUACGUAGUGUCUCAAAAAGAGAGUCUCAAAGCAGAGUGGCUGUACAGUCAGGGCAAAGGUCGUUCAUAUCGACCAGGACAGCACGUACAACUGGUUCAAUACCUCGCCACUGUUUGCCCUCUGACCUCAUCGCCGGCUCUGGAGACAGCAGAAGAUGCCAAACUGGAGAAGAUCCUGAGUAAGCAGAGGUUUCACCAGAGGCAGUUGUUAGAGGAGACCCAGGGAGGCUGUGCAAGCCCUCCUCGCCCAACUCAGCUAGAUGUAGAGAAGCACAGUCCUUCACAUGCAGUCCCACAGGGGGGAGCCAGAGAGGUGAAGAAAGUCAUUGCAGCAUCACCAGCUGCUGUUUCAUUAGCCCGGGAAACAGAGCCAGUCAUGCAGUUUAACACCUGGAUGAGCUGUGACUCAUCCCAUCCACAACUGCCAGUAGUUCGCAGCCCAAGACACCAAGAGGAGCACAUCUAUUUGGAGGAUGUGCAGACUGAUGAGGAAAAACUUAAUGGCAGCAUGCUUUCCUCAGAGUCCACCUUUUUGCCCUUCACGUCUGACCUGGAGCCACAGCAGACUCACUCUGACAGCGAGGAUGAGACAGCAACAUUUGAACCUGACUCUCUGGCCCCUAAGCAGCCGGUGCAGCCCAAAAAGCACACCACCAACAAGACACAUCAUUCACCUCCAGCGGAUAAGCCCAAAAAGGGGACUCUAGAAGAAGAAGUGGUUUCUGGUGCAGCCACACUAGCUGGCUCACUUGUGGUCAGAGGUAGCACACCACAAAAUGAUGCAGAAACAUCCUCUGAUUUCGGUAAAGCAGAAAUAAAUGAAGCCCCCAAGCAAGAGGAGCAUCUUAGUUGUGCCACUAAAUCAAGUUUAGUGGAAGCAGACAGUGCAGCUGUUAAAAUACAGUCAUGGUGGAGGGGACAGUACACUCGCUGUUGUCACACAACGGCCAAAGAGGUGCGCAGUGAAAUCCGCCUGCGCAGGAUGCAAGAACACAUUCUCUCCCUUUCUGAAAAGUUGGACAGAGCGCAGAAGCAAUAUGAGGAGGAAAGGUUACAAAGGCUGGUUCAGGAGGAGGCUGUGAAGUUUCUGUGGAAACAGGUCCAGUCGAUGCAGCAGUGGAAGCAGUCUGUAGAGCAGCAGCUGGCUAGCAUCUCUCAGGCUGUUACCCCAGCUCAGAUCUCAGCUCCUGUACUCUGUGAGGUGGCUCCACCUGUUGCAUCCAGCACCACAAACCCAGCCCACACAGACGUCUCCUUCCCAGACUCUGGUUUCCAGUCAACAAGUGAGCAGCAGGCAGCACAGGAAGACAGCUUCCUGAGCAGCGGGACAGCAGACUCUCUGAAGACGGUGCGAGCACUGAGCCCCGUUCAUAGUGGCUUUGCUGGAGGAGUGGAUGGUGUGGACAGCGCAGACUGCAGCCUGCUGGAGCAGUACCUCUCCUCUGUCCAGCAGAGGGAGGAAGAGGCUGAGGACUUUAUCAGUGAUAGAACACAAACAACACAGCCCUCCUCACCAGUCUCCCCUAGCAAAGCAGCACAGCCCAGCUCCUCACCACAGAUGACAGCAGAGAACCAAUCAGAGGUGCAAAGAAUGGAUGAAACCACUGCUGGCCCUGACUGAGAAACUGCAUAUGAAAAAACUCUGUACAGAACUACUGAGUGUGUUUAAAAUGGCACUGACCUUAGGAAUAAAAUGCUUUUCAUCUUCUUGAGCACAUCUGAAAAAUAUACCUAGUUUGAGAAGUCACCCAGAUCUCAAACAGUGCACUUACUUCCCUUUGUUUAUCAAGUCUGUGGGUAGUUAGCUGAACACAGGACAGGCUUGAAAAACGAUAGUUUACUGUGAAUGUAACUCAUGUUUUUUUAACACUUAACUACUCGGAUCUCUUGGGUUAUUUAAUGGAUAAGUCACUUUUGUGUAAAGACAAUGAUUGUAGUGUAGCUUCAGAAGUUAUGAGAAACUUGAGGAAGUAGUUAUUUUAUGAUCACAUAUAGUUAUUAGGUUGCUACCUCUAUUGAUGAAAAGACCAGGCAUGGUGUGACAACCUGUUCUCUUUAUUGACAUAAAAUACUAAACUGCAAUAAAUCUGACCUGUACAUGAUGUGAUAAAUGUAGUCAACUUGUAACAACAGGCUAUACUAUACAAGCAUACUGUUGUGAGAUGCAGUUUUAAUUGGCUGAACUGUUUUUAAUCAAUUUUAGAUUGCAUAAUCUGAUGGUUAACAGAACAAUGUUGUAGCAUCUUCAUGUUAUUAUGGAAAAUGUAAAUAAA